GUUGGCAGCUGGUAUCCCACUUCGCCAUUCCCUAUCUCUCUUCAGUCUCCUUAUUUUUCAGAGCUGCUUAGUUCACCAUGCACUUUUGGCACAAUGCUCUUCAGUUCUGUCUGAUUGCCUCCGCAGCCCUUCCCAUUGGAGCAGCUUCGACAUGGGGUGUCGCUGAUGCCACCGUGUCAGUCCAGUCCAAGGGAGCUGGUGUCGGGGUUGGUUUAAAAGAACGAAUUCCCGAUGGCCAGCCGCUUUCCAAACCGAUUUCGCUCGGAAGCUCAGAUACGCUGAAAGUCGAUCUGGUCGCGCAGGAAGCACGCACUCCGAAACGACCACACCAAGCUUUUCUCCUUUUGACAGAUCCGGCUACUGGCUUAGAUAUUUCUUAUCCGUUUAGUGUUAGAGAAAAUGGCAAGUCGAGGAUUGAGCUGACUCAGAAGGAUCUUCCCGCUCAAUUUCUGAGCACGCCCGAAGGUCUUGACGCCAACUUUGUGAUAGGGUCGUUUGGCAGCUCGCAAGCAUACAACGGCGCUGCCUUCAAGCUGUCGAUAGCCCGUGAAGCGGACGUGCCUCUGCCAUCGACGGAGGCUUCGCGGCAACGCAAACUCCCCGAAAUACAUCAUAUUUUUAAGCCAAACCCGGAAAGCCCACCGGUUUUUGUGACUCUUAACUUUGUUGCUAUGGUCCUCUUAAUACCCUUCGCGGCUCUGAUAACUCUGUGGACAUCCAUUGGUGCGAAUACUAAACAGCUUCCAAUGGCAUUGAAAUCGGCACCACUGCCUCAUGUUGUAUUUGUCGGAUCACUCGUUGGCCUUGAAGGUGUCUUCUUCUUAUACUAUACUUCGUGGAACCUCUUCCAGACCCUUCCGGCUGCUCUUGCAGUUGGUGUUGUGGCGUUCAUCAGUGGCAGUCGGGCCUUGGGCGAGGUUCAAGGACGGCGUCUUGCUGGCCUAAGAUGAGCAUCCUAGUACUAUUUACACUGAGGUAUUCUAAAAUAUCGAGUCCCUGGCAUCAUGACCCGGGGCUUUCAUGGC
This is a messenger RNA of Monascus purpureus, 1025 nucleotides long. Lineage: Eukaryota; Fungi; Ascomycota; Eurotiomycetes; Eurotiales; Aspergillaceae. The record is from the annotation of a GenBank genome assembly.